This is a messenger RNA of Myotis myotis, 3921 nucleotides long. It is a transcript of the gene CHORDC1, whose product is annotated as cysteine and histidine rich domain containing 1. Gene Ontology annotation, biological process: centrosome duplication. The record is from RefSeq and is a predicted model, not a curated record. Lineage: Eukaryota; Metazoa; Chordata; Mammalia; Chiroptera; Vespertilionidae. Bases 138 to 1133 code for a protein of 331 amino acids. The transcript has 11 exons. Gene Ontology annotation, molecular function: zinc ion binding.
AGGUUCCCGACCCGAAAGCGGCCGUUUCCGGAAGCCGGCUGCCGCCCUGCAGACCGAGCUGUGCUUGCGGCGGGACCUGUCCGCGCACCGCCCUGCGGCCCCGCCGUUGCUCCCGCCUCGGGUCGCUGGGCACGGAGAUGGCCCUGCUGUGCUACAACCGGGGCUGCGGCCAGCGCUUCGAUGCCGAGAGCAAUUCCGACGAUGCUUGCACAUACCACCCAGGUGUACCAGUCUUUCAUGAUGCAUUAAAGGGUUGGUCUUGCUGUACGAGAAGAACAACGGAUUUUACUGAUUUUUUAAGCAUUGUAGGCUGUACAAAAGGUAGGCAUAAUAGUGAAAAGCCACCUGAGCCAGUCAAACCUGAAGUCAAGACUACUGAGAAGAAAGAACUAUCCGAAUUGAAACCCAAGUUUCAGGAGCACAUCAUCCAAGCCCCUAAACCAGUAGAAGCAAUAAAGAGACCAAGCCCAGAUGAACCAAUGACAAAUUUGGAAUUAAAAGUAUCUGCCUCCCUAAAACAAGCACUUGAUAAACUUAAACUGUCAUCUGGGAAUGAAAAAAACAAAGAAGAAGACAGUGAUGAAAUUAAGAUUGGGACUUCAUGUAAAAAUGGAGGGUGUACAAAGACAUAUCAGGGUCUACAGAGUCUAGAAGAAGUCUGUGUAUAUCAUUCUGGUGUACCUAUUUUCCAUGAAGGGAUGAAAUACUGGAGCUGUUGUAGAAGAAAAACUUCUGAUUUUAAUACUUUCUUAGCCCAAGAGGGCUGUACAACAGGGAAACAUAUGUGGACGGCAAAAGAUGCUGGGAAAAAAGUUGUUCCAUGUAGACAUGACUGGCAUCAAACUGGGGGUCAAGUCACAAUUUCAGUAUAUGCUAAAAAUUCACUUCCAGAACUUAGUCAAGUAGUUGCAAAUAGUACAUUGUUAAAUGUACACAUUGUAUUUGAAGGAGAGAAGGAAUUUCAUCAAAAUGUGAAAUUAUGGGGUGUGAUUGAUGUAAAGCGAAGUUAUGUAACUAUGACUGCAACAAAGAUUGAGAUCACCAUGAGAAAAGCUGAACCAAUGCAGUGGGCAAGCCUUGAACUGCCUGCAGCCAAAAACCAGGAAAAGCAAAAAGAAAAUAAAACAGAAUAAAUUGAGAGGGAAUAAAAAGUUAUUGCCUAUUUCAGAAUUCUUAAUAUGUGGUGAAGUAGUCGCUUGCUGCUGUAAUCUCUUGUUGUUAUAGUUGAAUCUGGUAUUUCAGGGUCAACAGUGUAGGUUCUUAAAAGCCAAAGUCAGUUUAUCUUUUUGUGCCUCCUUUUAUUUUUUAUUUUUUCGGUUUAAGAUUGAUUAUUCAUUUCUCCUAAUAGAACUAUAGUUGUGUCCCAUACUUGAAGAAGCUAGAAAAUAGCUCAUAAAUAGAGUAGUUCUUAGUAUAAUAUUGUGUUAAAAGAUACAUAAAGUAUCAUCUCUUUCUAUUCCAUAAUUAGUAAAGCAAGAUGGAAUGUCAAUUUUUUAAAUAGUUUUUUCAUGAGUUUGUGUUCCUAUAAUACUUGAAAAUCUUUCUUUAAAAGUUAAAGCUCCACAAUGUUUUUUUCCACUCCGACGGUUAAUUUCUGUAGGAGGAUUAAUUGUGAGGUAGUGUAGUAACUACUUAAGAAUAUAUGAAUUGAUUAAUAAAUUGCAAUUUGUUUGCAACUAAUUGCAAAAACUUUAUAUCAAUACCUAUAUUACUUGUAAGGCUGUAUCACUUAAGAAUACAGGAAACAUUAUAAAUAAAAAAUAUAGAGGUAUGAAUUUGUUUAAAAUUCAUCAUUUUAUAAGACUAAGCAAUAAUGUUAAAUAUCUCCUGAUUAUUUAUAAGGUCUUGGUAUGGUGUGAUGGCUAAAUUGUAUCUGAAUCAUAGGCCACACCCUCUUAAUAUUUUUAAUUACAUAUAAAGAGAAACUAAAUAUAUAUAUCUGGCUUUCCUGAUGGUAAACUAUAUAAAAUUAUAGAAGUACAUUAUGGAAAUACACUAGAGUUUCAGAAAACUAAAUAUUUUAGCUUUGCUUUAUGACAGCUAUUACAUGUUAAAUAAAAUAGCGUAAUUGUUUUAUUGGGGUUUUUUAGGCUUUCAUGAACAGUUUGACAAUUCUAAGUGAUACAGUAUUGAUUAUAUAUUGUACUUUAUUAAAUAAGUAUCACAAUAUUAGAUUGUUUAUACUUAUUGAACCCAUUAAGGGAUAGAUUACUUUUUGAGGAAGUGCAAAGCUCACGAAGAAAAUGAAGAAAAAAUGUUAUGAAGGCCAAAACUCUGGCAGAAUUUUUGGGCAUGAAUCAUGCUUGCAUUGAUUAAAAUGAUUAUUUCCUAAGCCCUUUGAGUGGUCCUCUCCCCCCCCCCCCCCCCCCCAAGCCCUCACCCCACUCCCCUGGAUGAAUAGGAUUUUUAUCAUGGAAAAUUUGCUGAAAUACAAUUUUAGUUAAAGAGUUAGUAUAUCUCACUCUAUAAAUAACUAUUAGAUGUAGUUAAUGUAAUUGUUAAAUGGCUUAGCUCUCUUACAAAUAAAGAUGUAAAAUAUGUCAACUAUGCUUUCAUGAUACUAAAAUACUCUGGCAAGAAUAUUUUGGCAGUAAAAUUGGUUUCCAAAUAGAGUAUACAAGUGAAUUGUAUUUAAAUUUUGUAAAGUUAGCUUUCAUAACUUAGGAACCUGGGUUCAAUAGGACACAUGCAAUCUUUAUUGUUUAGGGGAAAGUUUGCUAUUGUUUUGAUUUGAGGUGAUGAAUUAAUAUACCCCUUUUUUAUGUUUCCUUCUUUGAGGCUAUUUUCCCCCAAACCCUAUCUUACUGUGUUCUGUGUGAUUGAACUAUUAUUUAAAGCAAGUGGAUUAUACACCUAAGAGUUAGUUACAAAGCACUGACUUUUGUAUUAUUUUUGGAUACAGCAUACAUCUUUAGUCUGGUUACAUUAGUGACCCUUCUGUUCUUCAUUUCCAUGAACCUCUGAAUUUGCUGCCCAGAUAAAAAUCUAAAUGAUACUUCUCUUUAACUCAUACAUACAUACAUAUAGCAACAGAUUUAUAAUUAGGUAAAAUGUGUUUUACUUUUUCAGUCUGUCAAAAAAUUAAAAAUGCUUAACUUUAAGUUAUUUCUCUAGAAAUAGACUUUGCCUUUCUCAGCAUUUCAAGUAAUUACUAUAGCAAAGCAGUCAAAGCUAGGUUUAUUAUAUACUUGGUAACUAAUUUGACAGCUAAACUAACCAUGGGAAACAUUAUUUUUCUUGCCUACCACUUUUGCUAGUAUAAAGUAAGGUCCUAAGAAGUUGAGCUUUUAUUUCUUUUCAACCUCUUAUUUUUAGGUAAGUUUAGCUUUACAGAGGAGUUGCAAAAAAAAAGUACAGUGUUCUUUAUAUGUUAUGUUAAUCUUCCCUUUGUGUUAAACUCUUACAUAAUCAUAAAACAUUCACAAAACUAAGAAUUAGUCUUGAUAUAAUACUAUUAACUAAAGUAGAACAUUAAUUUUGACCAUCUGUUUUUAGAGGAACACUGUUAAAGGGUAGUUCUUGAGAUGUAUCCUAGUUUUUGGUAAUUUAAGCCAGGAAUUUAUAAACCAUUAAAAAUAUAAAUUGAAAUCAGUCUACCAUAGACAAAUGUGUAUAGGUCAAAGGCAUAACUUCUUGUUCUAACCAUAUACUGGCACAGGACUGUAAUGAUCUAUUUUAUUAUUUAAAUUUUAUACCAUCGAUUUUAAUUUUUAUCAUGUAUAACUUCUUUUGUUUGGUUUUCAUUAGACAAUUCUUCAGCCAUCUUAUGGUAAAGAGAACCUUAAAGAAUUCUUGAAAAUACAUUAAGUGACUUUCGAUGAUUGCUCUGCCACUGCUUUCUUUUAAAAAAAUCAGUCAUUCUCCAGUUUGAAAAUGCUUGUCAUGCAUACACGCACAAUAAACUUUUUAAAAACUCGUGUA